AUGGCAAAUUUGCUAAACAUGUUCUUUUCAAUAAUGCUUAUCGAAGUAUCUCUUUUAGCAUUGUUGAUGGGAAAUUCCAAAGCAACUCAUCGCUUUAUUGAUAUUAAGGAUCAUAUUGAUCACCAAGUUUCCUUACAAACGAGGAGUGUUCAUCGCAUUGCAAGAUUGAGUCCAGAAGGACCUAAUCCACACCACGACAAUUCCUUACAGCCAAAAAGUGAUCAUCACAUUGCAAAAUUGAGUCCAAGAGGUCCCGAUCCACAUCACCAUCUUUCCUUACAAACGAGGAAUGUUCAUCACAUUGCAAGAUUGAGUCCAGAAGGUCCAGAUCCACACCACCAUGUUUCCUUACCAACGGGGAAUGUUCAUCACAUUGAAAGAUUGAGUCCAGGAGGUCCAGAUUCACACCACCAUGAUUUCUUGCAAACUAGAAAUGUUCAUGAAAUUGCAAGAUUGAGUCCAGGAGGUCCUAAUCCACACCAUGACAAUUCCUUAAAUCCAACGAGUGUCGAUCACAUUGCAAAAUUGAGUCCAGGAGGUCCCGAUCCACAUCACCAUCUUUCCUUACAAACGAGGAAUGUUCAUCACAUUGCAAGAUUGAGUCCAGAAGGUCCAGAUCCACACCACCAUGUUUCCUUACAAACGGGAAUGUUCAUCGCAUUGAAAGAUUGA
This is a messenger RNA of Vicia villosa (hairy vetch), 672 nucleotides long. RefSeq lists its product as uncharacterized. The coding region runs from base 1 to 672 and encodes 223 amino acids. The transcript has a single exon. The record is from RefSeq and is a predicted model, not a curated record. NCBI's taxonomy places the organism in Eukaryota, Viridiplantae, Streptophyta, Magnoliopsida, Fabales, Fabaceae.